Glarea lozoyensis ATCC 20868 is the source of this 765-nucleotide messenger RNA. RefSeq lists its product as uncharacterized. The transcript is spliced from 2 exons. The record is from RefSeq and is a predicted model, not a curated record. Lineage: Eukaryota; Fungi; Ascomycota; Leotiomycetes; Helotiales; Helotiaceae. Bases 1 to 765 code for a protein of 254 amino acids. Gene Ontology annotation, biological process: regulation of DNA-templated transcription.
AUGGCACCUCCAAACACUAAUAAGCGAUGCAAAGGCGUCCAGAUAUUUCGACCAUUUGUAUUUGGGUCUACGGCUAGACUAUUCGAUCCUGUUACCAAUCCCAAACCAGCAGGAACGCCGGAUGAUCAUACACAUUCGUGGACUGUGUUUGUUAAGGGUGUAGAUGAUGUUGAUAUCACCUAUUGGUGUAAGAAAGUCACCUUCAAACUCCACGACUCGAUUCCAAAUCCAACUAGAAUAAUCGAAAAUGUCCAACCAGGCACCCCCUUCCAAGUCUCGGAAACAGGCUGGGGAGAAUUCGAAAUCGUAAUCAAAAUCUACUACGUCCCAGAAGCCUCCGAAAAACCACAAACCCUCUACCACCACCUGCGUCUUCAUCCCUAUGGCACGGACGCCGAAAAAGAAGAAAUGCGCACGAAAGGUGAAGUUAUAAGUUGGUCCUACGAAGAACAGCUCUUCAACGAGCCGAACGAGCAGUUCUUUGAUCUGCUUACGAGCCCGGUGGAUCGGAAGGCUGCGGGUGGCAAGGGUGGGAAGGGGAAGGGCACGAAGUUGAUGAGGGGCGGGAUGGUGGGGAGUACGGGGGAGAGAACGGCGUUGAUUCCGGUUGGGAGUCGCCCGGGCCAGCCGUACAGUAGGGAGACGGAGAAGAAGGAGAUGAGGCGGAUGGGGGAGGCGAAGGCGAAAGUUGAUGAGAUGGUUAAGGAGGCGCAGAGGCAGUAUAUGGAUGCGGAGAGGGAGUUGGCGGCUUUGAGGCAGGGUUGA